AUGACAGGAAUGCAUUUACGUUUGCUCGACUGAAUAACAACGACGUCUCUGUCAAAAGACGCGGCCGCUGUCCGCUGCCAAGCUGAUUUCACUAAAUAUAUUAUAUGCUCGCAUCCUGACAUAAUUCCUGAGCAAUUGAACUCCACUCUCAGCCACUGAUCUAUUUGCAGGGUUUCAUUCGAGGGAAAGGGAUAGAUAAGCCAGUAGUGGAACAUCAUGGCGAUCUUGACAAGAUGCUGCUGCUUUGACAAUGUCAGGACUGGUUCCAAAGCGUGUGGUGUAUAUUCCUUGAUCUACUGCUUGGUGAGCGUGGGUAUACUGCUAUGGGAGUUCGUGGACUACAUCGAGAUGUCUUCGUAUACUGGUGCGUGUUCAAUGUGCGAACUAAUAACUGUUGCCCCAACAAACCCCUCCUUGAUCAUCAAUGGGGCGGCAAGGAAAGGUCUUUACGCUGCCUACAGUAUUGACCUGGUCGUCCUGAUCUUUCUAUUCAUCGCAUCCAUUAUCCUACUGGUGGGCGUGGCUAAGAACUCCAAGUGUAUGUUAAUACCAUACAUGGUUGCAAUUCCAUUACUCAUUGUACUUCAGCUCAUCUCUUGGAUUAUCGUAUUUGUUUUCAUUGGCAUGGGAGAGGUUGCUGAGCAUGUAAUCGACAUCGCACAAUGUGUCGUCUGGUUCGUCGUGACGGCACCAAAGAUCUUGUGUCUGAUUUGCGUACUAUCACAGUACCAGGAGCUUAAAGAUGGGCGUGGCCGACAAUAUAACAUGGUAUAACCAUGGCAACGCGUCAACCAACAACAUCCAGACAACACAUGUAGGACAACUUGGGUAAAUAAUUCGUCAAAUGUCGACUGGACAGAAUUGUGAUCAACCGAUCAGUUAAUGAUAGAUGACAUGUUGAUAGACCGAUAUGCACUUGAUAAACAACACAAAGGAAGGAAACAAAACACGAACAACUCUUUGUACUGAAAGGUUAACGAUGAAUUUAGUUCCAUGAUUGUUCAAAGGGUCUUACAGUACGCCACGUACUAUUUUGAACAAGCUGUAUUAAUGUUAAAAACGCAAAGAACAAACCUUCUCAAUACACUAGAGUAUCGAUGUAUGCAAACAGGUCUAUACAAAACAAUUGAUAUAGUGCCAGGAAAAUCCAAGCAAAGGUAAGGGCAUAAUUAAUUAUUUUACUGCAUGACAUCACAUGGUGAAAUGACCUGAAAGACCGCCAAAUUUUGAGAGAAUGCCGGAUAUGGAACUAAUAAUAUGGCACCGAACAACACGCUAGACCGGCAACAUGUAGCCGUCAAUACAAUCAUCAUCCCAUAAAUGAUAUAGUGUAUUAACAAAUCUGCCAACCCACGCAAUGAUAUCAUAAGAGUAAAA
Strongylocentrotus purpuratus (purple sea urchin) is the source of this 1377-nucleotide messenger RNA. RefSeq lists its product as uncharacterized. The transcript has 6 exons. Bases 217 to 774 code for a protein of 185 amino acids. Lineage: Eukaryota; Metazoa; Echinodermata; Echinoidea; Camarodonta; Strongylocentrotidae. The record is from RefSeq and is a predicted model, not a curated record.